AUGCGGCGUUGUGUAAGCGCUGCGGCAACGUCGCCAACGGCCGCCAUUAUCACCGCGUGGCGAGGCAGUGCCCCGGCGACCGGGGCGCUGGCGACAUGGCGGUCUGCGUACUUCCACUCGUCGAGAUUCCUUGGGAGGAAGUCGGGCGGGUCAAAGAAACUUGGUGCUGGUGCCUCCAUCAAUACAACGGCAGGUGCAUCGUCAUCCCCCUCGUCACCAGUCACCAAUGCCACGACGGGCACCAGUGGGGAAUUCGUAGGAGCCCCCGAGGGAGCAGGAGGGGGAAAUGAUGCGGCGGGUAAAGCAACGGCAAAGGAACAUCAAACCACCGCCUCCGCUGUUUCUUCUCCCUCCACUGGCGUCUCUCUCCCCACCGCCUCCGUGGAUGCCUCAGCCUCCAUCAAUAAUAGAAAUACUAAUGAUGACGGAAGAGCUUCAUUUCCUUCGUCCGCCACGCCGUCAGGGAAGGGAAGCGCAGCGACGAUGAAAAAACCAAGAGUGCCGCAGCGACGCAAAUCCAUGCAAAAUUCAGAGGAUUGCGCUGCAUCACCGGAGAAGGUGAACGACACGAUGCGAUUAAGUAAAAAGGAGCCAACACACAUGAACCGUCUGGCAACCGAUGGUGUUGUUUCUGUGGAGCCUGAUGAAGAAGAUGUGGUGGUAGAGCGUGCAAGCAUCACGAAACUGUUCAUGUUGUCGGACUCUGUAGCAUCUAUAUUUUGUGCCCUGCCUCAGAAUCAGCGUUCCAUUGACAACUACCUCAGGGAGGUGGAUCAAGCGGUGCUUCCACCCUCGGCGUCAGACCACAGAGCGGGUGGGGUGGGCACCGUUAUGCAUGGGGAUGACGGAUAUACAGGUCAAAGUAAAGAGGCAGUGGCAAGGAGUGAGAUUGCGGAGCGCGUUCUUUCCGAGGAGCGGGCGAAUCACACACUGUGUAUUCAUGUUCGGGACAUGGACCAGUUGGUGCCACCACCCGACUUGCUGUUAAACAGUACGGCGGAUGAGCCAACGAAGACCGCGACCACAGGAGGUGCGCGUCGUCGAAAGGUCUUGAGAAAAGAAAAAAAGUCGGGUGCUGUAAACAAAACAUCGUUGACACCCAUUGAGCGCAUUUUGGCGCUGCAUGAGUGGCAGAUGAAGGCGCUGGAAAGGGCACGUGGGUCCCAGGAAAGAUUUAAGGUCCCGGACGAUUACCACGCCAUCACCCGAGUCCGAUUUCAUGAUCCACCCAAGGCCGAUCUGACAGUGGUGCAAGGUAGUGGAUGUGGCAAGACAGUCGCUGAUGUGCUUGCAACAAUGAAUCGGGGUCUAAAUAAUAAUGAUAUGAAUGCAGAUGACCAUAGAGAAGAAGACAUCUUUGAUGGCAAUGAAACUUUAGAUGAUGAAAGCGGAGCCACUUUGCUUUCAAAGCCGUUUGCGCUCAAGCCGCUCUUGUCUGUGGUGGCGAGUUGCAUACCACGUCGUGAACCGGCCCUUGGGUCGCGUUGUGGGGAGGAAACGUUCUUUAGCUCCGGAGCUCCCUACUCAUCCUCCUCCUUCUGCAGCAGUACUGCAGUGACCACGGCACGAAAGACGAAAAGAUCAAAACGGACUGACUCAGAGGCAAAAAAAACGGCCGAUUCCGCCAAAAUGGGGGUGGAGUUGUUGGGUCAUCGUGUACCACCAAUGCCGCGUUUUACGACACGUGUGACGGUAUUGGUGGAACACGACGAAUUGGAACCGGUGGAUUUGCUCUCCAUGGCGGAAAGGAGCACCACACGGAAGGAGGACGUUGACAAUAAAAAGUCGGCGUCACGCAAGAAGCGUGUGCCACGCAUUUACUGUCACAUAGCCGAUGGAGGGGAGUACUAA
Molecule: messenger RNA, 1851 nt
Organism: Trypanosoma cruzi
Lineage: Eukaryota; Euglenozoa; Kinetoplastea; Trypanosomatida; Trypanosomatidae
Exons: 1
Coding region: 1-1851 (616 amino acids)
Source: RefSeq, a predicted model, not a curated record